CAGCGGCGGCCGCGGCGCAGGCAGCACCCCGAUGUCCGCGGCGCCCGAGAAGCAGCAGCCGCCGCGCGGGGCGGGCGCGGGCGCGGGCGCGGGCGCGGGCGGGGCGGGCGCGGCCAUGGAGCCCGCGGCCGCCGGGCCGCCCAAGGCCAAGAAGGCGAGCGCGGGCGUGCGGCGCCCCGAGAAGCCGCCCUACUCGUACAUCGCGCUCAUCGUCAUGGCCAUCCAGAGCUCGCCCGCCAAGCGCCUGACGCUCAGCGAGAUCUACCAGUUCCUGCAGAGCCGCUUCCCGUUCUUCCGCGGCGCCUACCAGGGCUGGAAGAACUCGGUGCGCCACAACCUCUCGCUCAACGAGUGCUUCAUCAAGCUGCCCAAGGGGCUCGGCCGGCCCGGCAAGGGCCACUACUGGACCAUCGACCCGGCCAGCGAGUUCAUGUUCGAGGAGGGCUCGUUCCGCCGCCGGCCGCGCGGCUUCAGGAGGAAGUGCCAGGCGCUCAAGCCCGUGUACGGCGUGGUGGGCGGGCUGGGCUUCAACGCGCUGCCCCCCGACGCCUACGGCUUCCAGGGCGCGGCCGGCGGCCUCCCGUGCGCGCCCGGCGGGCUGGCGCUGGACGGCGGCCUGGGCGUCAUGAACGGCCACUUGCCGGGCGGCGUGGACGGCGUGGCGCUGCCCGGCCACGGCCACGCGGUGCCCCACCUGCCCGCCGGCGGCGGCGGCCACGCGUACAUGGGCGGCUGCGCGGGCGCGGCGGCCGGCGAGUACGCGCACCACGACGGCUCGGUGCCCGGCUCGCCGCUGCUGCCCGCGGCCGCCGGCGGCGUCAUGGAGCCGCACGCCGUGUACUCGGGCCCGGCCGCCGCCGCCUGGCCGCCCGCGGCCUCGGCCGCGCUCAACAGCGGCGCCUCCUACAUCAAGCAGCAGCCCCUGUCCCCCUGCAACCCCGCGGCCAACCCCCUGCCCGGCAGCCUCUCCACGCACUCCCUGGACCAGCCCUACCUGCACCAGAACAGCCACAACGCGCCCGCCGAGCUGCAAGGCGUCCCGCGGUACCACUCCCAGUCGCCCAGCAUGUGUGACCGCAAGGAGUUCGUCUUCUCCUUCAACACCAUGGCGUCCUCGUCCAUGCACUCGGCCGGCGGCGGCGCCUACUACCACCAGCAGGUCACCUACCAAGACAUCAAGCCCUGCGUGAUGUGAG
Talpa occidentalis (Iberian mole) is the source of this 1196-nucleotide messenger RNA. It is a transcript of the gene FOXF1, whose product is annotated as forkhead box F1. Gene Ontology annotation, biological process: animal organ morphogenesis; regulation of transcription by RNA polymerase II. Gene Ontology annotation, cellular component: nucleus. Lineage: Eukaryota; Metazoa; Chordata; Mammalia; Eulipotyphla; Talpidae. The record is from RefSeq and is a predicted model, not a curated record. The transcript has 2 exons. The coding region runs from base 32 to 1195 and encodes 387 amino acids. Gene Ontology annotation, molecular function: RNA polymerase II cis-regulatory region sequence-specific DNA binding; DNA-binding transcription factor activity, RNA polymerase II-specific.